Emiliania huxleyi CCMP1516 is the source of this 780-nucleotide messenger RNA. RefSeq lists its product as hypothetical. The annotation marks the transcript as partial. Gene Ontology annotation, molecular function: MAP kinase kinase activity; ATP binding. The transcript has 6 exons. Gene Ontology annotation, biological process: protein phosphorylation; MAPK cascade. Lineage: Eukaryota; Haptophyta; Isochrysidales; Noelaerhabdaceae. The record is from RefSeq and is a predicted model, not a curated record.
GCGCUCAAGCAGGUGACUGUCUUCGAGCCUGCCAAGCGGCUGCAGGCGGUCUCGGAGCUGCGAAUCAUGCGCAAGCACCGCUGCCCGUGGCUGGUCGCCUUGUACAACGCCUUCUACGAGGAGGCGCGCGCGCGCGUGUACGCGGCGAUGGAGCUCAUGGAUGCCGGCUCGCUCGCCGAGCUGGUCGAGCAGCACCGCGAGGCGGGCGGGCUUCGCGACGAGGCGGAGCUGCGGCGCAUGCUGCGCGGGCUCGCCUACCUGCACGAGCAGCGGCAGGUGCACCGCGACCUCAAGCCGGCAAACGUGCUGCUCAACUCGCAGGGCGCCGUCAAGAUCUCCGACUUUGGGAUCUCGUCGCAGCUCGAGGCGACGGGCGAGGGGAUUUGCUCGACGUCGCUCUGCUCGACGUUUGUCGGCACCACCUGCUACAUGUCGCCCGAGCGUCUGCGCGCAGAGGCCUACUCGUACAGCUCCGACAUCUGGUCCUUCGGCCUCAUCCUCCUCGAGCUCGCCAGCGGCGCCUACCCAUUUGCCGAGAUUCGCCGAUACCAGCGCCUUGCUCACCCCCCCCCCCCGUACUCUACCUCCGGAGGCGCAUUCUACCAGCUGCUCGGCCAGAUUGCGGACGAGCCCGCGCCGACGCUGCCCGCCGGGCACUUCUCCGCCUCGCUGCGGGACCUGCUCCGCCGCUGCCUCGACAAGGACCCGACGCGGCGCCCGACGGCGCAGGAGCUGCUGAGCGACGCGUGGCUGGCGAGCGGGAGCCACUCCCAUGCAUGA